CAGGUCUUUUUGUGUCUCCCCUUUUCAAUGGCGAGACUGUGGUCACUGAGCCUGUAUUUGGUGAGGGUCUGUCGCUGCUUCCUGUCUCUGACAGUUAAGAGUGUGCCGCUGCCGAGUCUGCAGGAUGACGGGCCUGUCGAAGCGUGUCUCUGCCUGGUCUGUCGAGGAAGUAUCUGACUGGGUGAAGGAACAGUACCCAACCCGAAUCAGCAGCCUCCACCCAGCCAUCCAGAACCACGCCAUAUCAGGCCGGGUGCUGUUGAGGAUGAAGGAGCACCAUUUGGAGCGUCUCGGGGUGGAGGACGAGGAGCAGCAGCGGGAGAUCCUGCAGGACCUCCUCCUUCUCAGGGUCCAGGAGGAGCUGGAGAACCUCAAUGACAUCUACUCAGAGUGUUUUUCUUCAUGAAAGAACAUGUAGUAGAUCCUCAGAUGGGAGUUCCCGCAUACUGCCUUCUCUUCAUCCAUCCAUGCGGAGAGAGGGAGGGAGAGAGAGGGAGGGAGAGGGAGAGAAGGUGUGCUGGAAACAAUAUGAGAAGUGGAAGAGAGUGCGGCUGGGCGAGAGAGGAGGAGGAAGAAACCCAUUUCCUAUGUAAAACCACCCACCUGUGCAGCCGGAGCGCGGGGUCCGUUCGGCCGGAUUACUGUGUAGCGUGGGACCUCAUGCACCCCCCCCUCCCUCUCUCUCUCUGCAUACAUCUAUUCUCUCUCUCUCCUCCUCCCCCCUCCCCCCUGCAUUUUUCUGCGCUCGAGUACACAGUCCACCAGUUAGUCCAGCGAGAGAGGACGUCGUUUCCCACACUGCAUUGCCCCGGACUGGUUGAUUCAUGGUCCCCGUUCAUGCAACGACAUGCCGACCGGCGAGGCCAGCUGACUGCUGGGGAGGACUCUCCAGAGGACAGCGACACCACACACAGGACAGUGACUGGAGAGAGAGAGAGAGAGAGAGAGAGAGAGAGAGAGAGAGAGAGAGAGAGAGAGAGAGAGAGAGAGAGAGAGAGAGAGAUGGUGAAGAAGAAGAAGAAGCUAGGGAGUUCAUGAGAGCGCCAUACCGAACAUGGAAACACGGCUACAGCCAGCCAGAGCUGGAAGGAGACUGAAGAUCCCUGCUUAAGUAAAAGUACUGCUCCUCUAGUGACAAGCCACGUGAGUACAAGUCAAAAGUACUGAUAAAGAAAAUGACUCGAGUAAGAAUAAACGAGGUUUUGAAGUGAAAAA
Molecule: messenger RNA, 1215 nt
Organism: Lampris incognitus (smalleye Pacific opah)
Lineage: Eukaryota; Metazoa; Chordata; Actinopteri; Lampriformes; Lampridae
Product: sterile alpha motif domain-containing protein 12-like
Exons: 4
Coding region: 125-406 (93 amino acids)
Biological process (GO): cell surface receptor protein tyrosine kinase signaling pathway
Cellular component (GO): cytoplasmic side of plasma membrane
Molecular function (GO): protein binding
Source: RefSeq, a predicted model, not a curated record